UGGUUUACCUGACACUUUAGAGUGAGUCAUGUGCGGUUGCUGUACCUGCCGGAGCCGCUCAUCUGUUUCUUCAGCGGGUCCCGCGGACCCCGACAGCACGGUGGGAUCCCAAAACAAAGGUGGUGGGCUGCCAGCGCCAGCACCCGUGGCCCAGUCUUCUGACCACAGCUCUGUCGUCAUCCCAGAGCAAGAGACUAUGCCGGAGUUUGUGGUGACAGCGCUGCUCGCGCCCUCACGCCUCUCGCUGAAGCUGCUGCGUGCCUUGGUGAUGAGCCUGGUGUACUUGGCUGCCUUGGUGGCCGCGGCUGUCUAUAGCUGCAUCGCGUUCACCAACCUCCUCUGCUGCCCUCGCCGAGGCUGCUGCGGUCGCCAGCGGUUGUCGGUGGAGCCAGAGUGCCUGAGAGACCCCACGCUGGGCGAGCACUGCUUUCUGACCCUCAGGAGUUCCGGCCUGCGUCUGCACUAUGUCUCUGCUGGCCAUGGCAACGGACCCCUCAUGCUAUUUCUGCAUGGCUUCCCAGAGAACUGGUUCUCCUGGCGCUACCAGCUGCGGGAGUUCCAGGGCCGUUUCCAUGUAGUGGCUGUAGACCUGCGUGGCUAUGCCCCCUCUGAUGCUCCAAAGGAUGUGGACAGUUACACCAUUGGCCUGCUGUUGGCUGAUAUCAGGGAUAUCAUCCUAGGCCUGGGGUACUCCAAGUGCAUCCUCGUGAGCCACGACUGGGGGGCUGCCAUCGCCUGGGAUUUCUCCAUCUACUUCCCGUCCAUGGUGGAACGGAUGGUCGCGGUUAGUGCACCUCCCAUGUCGGUGUUCCAAGAAUACUCAAUCCGCCACGUCGGCCAGUUAUUCCGAUCAAACUACAUCUUCCUGUUCCAGCUUCCGUGGCUGCCAGAGAAGCUGUUGGCUAUGUCCAACUUCCAGAUUCUAAGAUCCAUGUUCACCCACCGCAAGAACGGCAUCCCGCAGCUGGCCCCUUGUGAACUUGAAGCUCUCCUUUAUCCCUUCGCACAACCGGGAGGCCUCACUGGGCCCCUCAACUACUACCGGAACCUAUUCAGGAACUUCCCCUUGGAGCCCCAGGAACUGUCAACACCCACACUGCUGUUGUGGGGUGAGAAAGACCCCGCCUUCCAGCAGGGGCUGGUGGAAGCCAUCAGCAGCCGCUUUGUGCCAGGGCGGCUGGAGAGCCACAUCCUUCCAGGCAGUGGGCACUGGAUUCCACAGAGCCAUCCCCAGGAGAUGCAUCAGUACAUGUGGGCCUUCCUGCAAGACCUGCUGGCCUAGUAGCCCCUGUUCACCAGCCCAACAGGGUCUUACUAUGUAGUCUGAAAUUGACUAAGUAGACCAGACUGACUUAGAACUCACAGAGAUUCGGUUGCCUCUGGCUCACCAGUACUGGGGAUUAAAGGCACACACCAAAAGCUGGAGUGAUGG
Messenger RNA from Acomys russatus (golden spiny mouse), 1432 nucleotides. RefSeq names its product epoxide hydrolase 3 (gene Ephx3). Bases 29 to 1282 code for a protein of 417 amino acids. Gene Ontology annotation, cellular component: intracellular membrane-bounded organelle. The record is from RefSeq and is a predicted model, not a curated record. NCBI's taxonomy places the organism in Eukaryota, Metazoa, Chordata, Mammalia, Rodentia, Muridae. The transcript is spliced from 8 exons. Gene Ontology annotation, molecular function: hydrolase activity.